AUGAUUGGGCAACAAGCAAUAAGGGAUUGGCUUUUUAUAAAUGAAAAGAUCGAAAAGCAGUUCAUAUAUUAUCUUCUCUUCACUCACCAGAUGACAAAAGAGGUUUACACAGGCUUAUUAUCUAUAAAAUUAGUUGAUGUGCAAUCCCCAUCCAUAGUGAAAAAAAGAACUAAAUCCAAUAUUGAAAUCAGAAACCAUAAGCCAAAUGUCUCAAAACAUUUGAGACUUACUGAAUCUAAACAUCAACCAACUGAAGGCAGUAGUAGAAGGUGUGCGAUGUGUUCAACUAAAAAAAAACCACAAAGAACAAAAUGGAUUUGA
Messenger RNA from Macrosiphum euphorbiae (potato aphid), 321 nucleotides. Lineage: Eukaryota; Metazoa; Arthropoda; Insecta; Hemiptera; Aphididae. The record is from the annotation of a GenBank genome assembly.